Erpetoichthys calabaricus (reedfish) is the source of this 1534-nucleotide messenger RNA. It is a transcript of the gene rfxap, whose product is annotated as regulatory factor X-associated protein. Lineage: Eukaryota; Metazoa; Chordata; Cladistia; Polypteriformes; Polypteridae. Gene Ontology annotation, biological process: regulation of transcription by RNA polymerase II. The transcript has 3 exons. Gene Ontology annotation, cellular component: nucleus. The coding region runs from base 182 to 799 and encodes 205 amino acids. The record is from RefSeq and is a predicted model, not a curated record.
GGAAGAAGAUGAGAUUUGUGUUUACGGAUGCGAUUCGCUGAACUGUUGGCCAAAACUUCACUAGACGUUCGAGUCAAACCGCUGGAUUUCUUCAUGGGCUUCACAAUACAUAUAUUUGCAUAUCCGCUAUCAUUUUGGUAGCACUGAAAAAUAAAAUUGGAAGAGGCAACUGUUGGCGACUAUGAGCGAAUCGGACAGCAGUCUGCACUUGAACCUGCCGCCGAGCUGCUCCGAUGCCAAUCGCGUCUUUUGUGUUGAGGAUGGCUCGGUUAACGAGCCCAGAGCGAGCGUAACCGACACUUCGGAGCCCAUCGUCUUAUACGACGACACGGGGGAAGAGAGCGACGUGCUGGACGCUUCCGACCCCCGGGAUAGCACGGCCAGCCCGGAGGAUCUGAUCGACGACGAGGCGUACGGGGAGAGCGAGAGCGAAACUAAGACGUGCACGUACGAGGGUUGUACUGAGACCACCACGCAAGUGGCCAAGCAGAGAAAACCCUGGAUGUGCAAGAAGCACCGCAAUAAGAUGUACAAGGACAAGUACAAGAAGAAGAAGAGCGACCAGGCCAUGACCAGCUCUGCCAAGCUAGACGAAAGUACUGAAGAGCGUCCUGUCUCAGUGAAUAAGCAGCGUCUUGGAACCAUUGCAGAGCGCCCAAAUAGGCCUUCACUCCUGGAACAAGUUUUAAACCAAAAGAGACUGUCUCUGCUCAGAAGCCCAGAAGUUAUUAGCUUCUUGCAGCAACAGCAACAGUUGUUAAGCAUUCAGAAUCGAGCCCAGCGAGCACAAGACUUCUAAGAGGACUUCUGAAAGUUGGAAUACUUUUUUAUGUUUCUGCGAGUGACCUCAAUUUUAUGGUGAUUUAUGUACUUUGUAUAUUUGUUGAGUUUCAGAUUUCAAUUCAAACUUCAUUUGCUUUUUACCUUCUCACAUGAUAUCCCAUUUCUGUCCCCAUUUUCUACCAUCAGGCCUUACCUACCUGGAUUGCUUUGCUCAGACACGAACACCAAUGUGCACACUGUGGCUUCUGGGUACUUUUGAUGGCAGUAAACGAUGAGGCAGCACAAAACGGGACUUCUCAAUCAUGAUUUACUUCUGCAGUGCAACAGUUGGUAUUAUGUUUAAAAUUUUGUGGAGAAGUGCAGGGGAAAAAUCACAAUAUUCAAGAACUUCUUGUAGGCCUUUUCUGUUUUAGUAAUUUAGAACUGAAUGCAGGGGUGAAGAGGGCUGUCAGUUUACUUAAGGUGGUCGGGAUAUGCAGUGAGACUACUGAGGGCAUCACCCACAUGGCUGGCUCGUGCACAGCCCUUUGAGGUAAGACCGAAGACUUGCCAGAGGGACUAUCCUCCAUAAGAAGGUGCUGCUGAAGAUAGAGUGGGCGCGGCACCUCAGCAUGUUGGCACUACAGUCUUCACUAGGACCAAUGGAUGUGUAGGAAAGGAGAAAGAAUAGAGAAGAAGUUUCUGUUGAGCACACUGACUAUAAAAUUGUCCGUUUCAAACCAUUUCUGAUUUAGGAGACAAAUCUUUUUUU